UAGAAUCUUCACAGAAGGAUGCAUUACCAAGCGGCGUCGGCAGCGGCUGAGGCGUGGGGAUACGUGGCUGCGGCGAGAGGGGCGACGAUGGACGCGCUGGAGCGGGUGGAGCGGCUGGCGGGGGAGAGCGCGGUCGUCAUCUUCAGCGUCAGCACCUGCUGCAUGUGCCACGCAGUGAAGCGGCUCUUCUGCGGCAUGGGGGUGAGCCCCAUGGUGGUGGAGCUGGACGAGGACCCGCGCGGCGGGGAGAUGGAGCGCGCCCUCGCUCGGAUCCUUGGUGGCGGAGGAGCGGCAGUGGCAGGAAGCGCCGCCGUGCCUGUGGUGUUCAUCGGCGGGAAGCUUGUGGGGGCCAUGGACCGGGUCAUGGCCGCCCACAUCAACGGCACCCUCGUGCCCCUCCUCAAGGAUGCCGGCGCUCUCUGGCUCUGAACCCACAGCCUCAAAACCACGAACGGUAUGAUCGGUUCGCGUCUUCCUCUUAUAAUGCAGCUACAGAUUACCAACUUUUUCAUUUAAUAUGACUUCGUUUUCUAUCUAAUAUUGGUUACUUAACAAGGUUUAAAAGAGAGAGAGUGAGAGAGAAAGAGAGAGAGAAUGCGUGUGUGUGUGUUUGUGCGAGAGAGAGGGAAGGGAGGUUGGUUUUUUGGGUCCUCCAUUUUGGGUACAAGAUGAUUGAUAUGCAAAGGCUUUGCUUGUAUUACCUUCUUCUAUAAUUUUCUUCCUUUUUCUUCUGGGUUUUCGUGAUCAUGUGGGGUUUGACAUGCAUGAUAGUGAUGAUGAUCAUAUGUAUAGAAACUUCUUGAGUGUUGAGCAAAAACUGGCCAAAUGGAUUGUUUCCUUCUACGAGUUCAUCCAAAUGCAGUGCUUGUCAUCUCUCUAGUUAAUUUAUAUCAUGGAUCUGUCCUGCACUUUUGCUUGAUGAGUCAAAAUGAACUGCUAUUUAAACUUCUUCUUCCUACCUUUUAAUUUCAAGCUUAUGACUCUGGGGCACAGUGAGUUUUGAGUUACUGAAAGAACACGAGCUUCCUCGUGAUCGAGAGCAUUGAAAUCAUACGAUAUGUUGGGAAAAUGCUGCUCCAUUGAAAUCAAGAGCACGAUAUUCCUUCUUUGAAGAAGAGCGAGGAGGAAUGUGGUCGAAAUCUUCAGUUUGCGGGAGAGAGAGAGAGAGAGAGAACGUCAUCAACGACCAGACCACCAGAGCGAGAGAGAGAGAGAGAGAGAACGUCAUCAACGACCAGACCACCAACUCCCACGUUCGUGCGAAGGAAGGUGGAAUGCGGGGACAUCGUUGUCGGUGUCGGGACCAAUGAAAAUCCGCCACGUGUCUUGAUGUGCCACUUACACCAAUGGGCCGGCGCACUCCGCAUCCAAAGGCACGCAUCUCCACGAGAACGUGUGGCACAUCGAUUCCAGCACUCGUGUUUUUUUUUUUCCUGUUUUAGACCCUCACAUUUUUUAAUUUAUAUGGAAAUCUCUCUUUUUUAUUUUAAUUUAGAGAAAAAUUCU
Messenger RNA from Musa acuminata AAA Group (dessert banana), 1506 nucleotides. RefSeq names its product glutaredoxin-C5-like. NCBI's taxonomy places the organism in Eukaryota, Viridiplantae, Streptophyta, Magnoliopsida, Zingiberales, Musaceae. The coding region runs from base 19 to 429 and encodes 136 amino acids. The transcript has a single exon. The record is from RefSeq and is a predicted model, not a curated record.